Messenger RNA from Schizosaccharomyces octosporus yFS286, 1596 nucleotides. Its product is annotated as retromer complex subunit Vps26. The transcript is spliced from 2 exons. Gene Ontology annotation, cellular component: endosome; retromer complex. The record is from RefSeq and is a predicted model, not a curated record. NCBI's taxonomy places the organism in Eukaryota, Fungi, Ascomycota, Schizosaccharomycetes, Schizosaccharomycetales, Schizosaccharomycetaceae. Bases 428 to 1333 code for a protein of 301 amino acids. Gene Ontology annotation, biological process: intracellular protein transport; retrograde transport, endosome to Golgi.
UGCUGUCCUUGUGAUAGAACGUUGUAGCAGCUUCUUAGAACGUAGUGGUUGCAGAGACAUAUAUUCCUUUUAGAUAUUAUCAUUAAAAAUCUUGGACUAAUAUUCAUCCCAUUUUGUUCAUUUGAACAUUAUUUUUUUAUUGUUUUAUUGAUUCUGUGUAUAACAUAAGAAUUUGUUUACAAAUUUGAGUAAUUCACUGGUCUACUGUAUCGGCUAUUGUGAAUUUCGAAAGCACGCGCAAAUUCGGAGGUGGGUACAGAUCCCAAGAAAAGAGCAUCCAAAUUGUGUCGUUUAUCCAAUUGGAAAUUCUGCUUGGGAAUUUCCUUUAGGUACGCUUAUUAUUAAUCCUGAAUAGAAAAGUGUAAAUUGUUUUUUCUGAAGCUUCUGUGAAGACGUGAAAAAUCAUACAUUGACGCACUUUGCCCCAAUGGAAUACCUUUUUAGAAGCCCAGUUGAUGUUGAUAUUCGUUUGGACAAUGAAGAAGAGCGUUCUUUUGUAGAUAUUGAAUUCGAGCACGGAAGAAAGGACAAGGCUCCAGUUUAUGGCAGCGAUGAAUCUGUAAAAGGCGCGGUUAUGAUUCGGUUGAAGGAUGGAAGAAAGUUAGACCAUAAUGGAAUCAAGAUUGAAUUUGUUGGAUGUAUAGAAAACACAUAUGACAAAGGAAAUGUUCACGAAUUUACCAGAAGUGUGCAAGAACUUGCUUCUCCUGGAGAAAUGCGACAGGCUCAAAUGUAUGAGUUUGAGUUCAAACAUGUGGAAAAGCCAUACGAAUCGUACUUUGGAAAGAACGUCAAGUUGCGUUACUUUUGUAGAGUUACAGUAACGCGAAAAAUGGCAGACGUAAUCCGGGAAAAAGAUUUAUGGGUGUACCGGUAUGAGAAUGAGCCCGAGACGAGCAAUCUCAUCAAGAUGGACGUUGGUAUCGAUGAUUGUCUACACAUUGAGUUUGAAUACAGUAAGAACAAGUAUCAUUUACGUGAUGUGAUUGUAGGGAAAAUUUACUUUAUUCUUGUCCGAAUCAAAGUUCAGCGCAUGGAAGUGAACAUUAUACGACGAGAGACGAUUGGGACUCCACCGAACCAGUAUAGCAAUAGUGAAAUCGUAACUCGAUUUCAAGUGAUGGAUGGCAAUCCGAAUCGUGGAGAAACGAUUCCUUUGCGCAUGUUUUUAAAUGGAUACUCAUUAACACCUACUUUUCGCGACGUCAACAAAAAGUUCAAUGUACGCUAUUACUUGAGUUUGAUUCUCAUUGACGAAGAUCAACGACGUUACUUUAAACAAUCGGAAAUUACAUUGUGGAGGCGAAAAGAUGAACAAGGAGUCGUUGCAUAGUUUGUAUUUUCAAUGAAUGAAACACAGCUCAAGGACAGGAUGCUAGAGAAGUAAAAGAGAGUAAAAAUAUCAACGAUAAUUGGACUGCUUUUAUCCCUCUUUUUCUUCUUUUUUUUGCGCUUUCUUUCAUCUUGUUCUCUUGAAACCAUACCUUCUAUGAAAACACGACUACAAUCUUUUUCAUGAUCAUGAUUCCUGUUAAUACUAAUGAAUAUGUUGUUUUCUUAUCUUACGAAUCAGGAAGAAAAAGUGGAACUAAUAAA